ACGUGAUGGAGUAAAGUUAACUCCACGACAGAUAAAACAUUGUAAGCGAUGGGUGGUAAGUAAGUUUACGUUGAAAAAAAUAUUUACUGUAAAACAACUUAAAAGCAGAGUUUUACCGCACUUGAGAUGAUGGGAUCAAAGUGAAACGCCGCCGCUGGUGGGACACUUCAUUUCGACAUGACAGAGGAGGUGUGCGUCCGGGUGGCGGUUCGGGUCCGUCCCCUGCUCCCCAAAGAGGUCCUCCACAACCACGAAGUGUGCGUUCGGGUGGUGCCCGAAUCUGCGCAGGUGAUGCUCGGCUCGGCCCGCCUCUUCCCCUUCGACCACGCGUUCGGACCGACGGCCAGCCAGGGUGAGGUGUACGAGUCCUGCGUCCAGCCCCUGGUGGAGUCCCUGGUCGACGGACACAACGCGACCGUCUUCUGUUACGGCCAGACGGGCUCCGGCAAGACAUACACCCUGGGAGGAGGGAACCAGG
This is a messenger RNA of Austrofundulus limnaeus, 478 nucleotides long. RefSeq names its product kinesin-like protein KIF27. The record is from RefSeq and is a predicted model, not a curated record. Gene Ontology annotation, cellular component: microtubule associated complex. Gene Ontology annotation, molecular function: microtubule motor activity; ATP binding; microtubule binding. Gene Ontology annotation, biological process: mitotic spindle organization; spindle elongation; microtubule-based movement. NCBI's taxonomy places the organism in Eukaryota, Metazoa, Chordata, Actinopteri, Cyprinodontiformes, Rivulidae.